Saccostrea cuccullata (small rock oyster) is the source of this 540-nucleotide messenger RNA. RefSeq names its product complement C1q-like protein 2. Gene Ontology annotation, molecular function: protein binding. Bases 1 to 540 code for a protein of 179 amino acids. The transcript has 2 exons. NCBI's taxonomy places the organism in Eukaryota, Metazoa, Mollusca, Bivalvia, Ostreida, Ostreidae. The record is from RefSeq and is a predicted model, not a curated record.
AUGACAUUCUUCUUGCAUACUACUGAGUUUGAUAGACACAAUGCUGCUAGCACAUCUCGGCCUCGUCUUCGUUCUUGUCGGCUUUUGCGCAUGCCUGGACAGCCAUGUCAAAUCUUCUCUGACAUUCACGUCAGAUCCAAACGAUGCGCACCUUCCAACAAUGCGUACUUCUAUGCCAGGUUAACACACAAUCUCAAAAAUCACCAUGGACGCGUUCCUUUUAAUCGAGUUAUUGUCAACAAAUUACGUCGUUACAAUCCUUCCAGCGGUUUCUUUGUAUGUCCUCGCUCAGGGUACUACGUAUUCACUUGGACAUUGAUGACCGACCACAAAGAGUGGGUCAUUUCUGACUUGAUCGUUGGCGGUUCUGCAAAGGGGAAACUAAUCGUGGACAGUGAUGAAGGAUUAGAAAGUGGGUCAACGACAGUCCUUGUAUAUGUCCGCGGAGGACAGCAUGUUUUCGUUCGAAUAACGGGUGGUAAUCGAAACAUCGAAUCCCGGGGGAGUGUACCGAGUUUUUCGGGUUGGAGAUUGCCUUAG